Rhodotorula toruloides NP11 is the source of this 1440-nucleotide messenger RNA. Its product is annotated as LPPG:FO 2-phospho-L-lactate transferase CofD/UPF0052. Gene Ontology annotation, molecular function: LPPG:FO 2-phospho-L-lactate transferase activity. The coding region runs from base 1 to 1440 and encodes 479 amino acids. Lineage: Eukaryota; Fungi; Basidiomycota; Microbotryomycetes; Sporidiobolales; Sporidiobolaceae. The record is from RefSeq and is a predicted model, not a curated record. The transcript has 5 exons.
AUGGCGGCAGUCGACUUGUCUGACCUAUCAGUAUUGUCUACCUCACCGAAUGGCGCCGACUCGACACCUCGGCGGUCAAAUACGCCCGCUCCUCCUCCUCGACUCCGCCUCGAAGACCAGCACUUCUGCGUGCUAGGCGGUGGAACAGGAUGCAAUGCGGUCCUUGGAGCAUUCAAUGGAUCGAUGGUGUCGUACUGCUUGCCGGUAUCGGACGACGGAGGAAGCAGUAGCGAGAUUCAGCGGGUCCUGGGCGGUCCAGCACUAGGCGACAUCCGCUCACGUCUCAUCCGCCUUAUCCCACCAAGUCCCGCCGGCUCCCCUCUCGACUGCAUUCGCCGCUUACUCGAGUAUCGGCUACCGGGCGGCGAGGGCACGUCUCAUUCAGCUGUCAAACAGGAGUGGGGAGACAUUGUCGAGGGAACGCACAGGCUAUGGCGGGGCUUCAACUUCAAGAAGGCCUCGAUCGGCAACUUAUUCCUCAGCGGAGCGUCCCUCUUCCUCGGCUCCGUUCCCUCGGCCAUUUUCCUCUUCGUCUCGGUGACGGGCAUCUCGCAAGACUCGAUCCGCGUCAUUCCCGUCAUCAACACAAGCUCGACGGUCACUAUCGCUGCCGAACUCGAAGACGGCUCGAUCAUCGCCGGUCAGAGCGAGAUCUCGCAUCCGUGUGGACCUGACAAUGCUCUCUCGACGAAGGAGACUGUCGGAGGAGCGGGCCUGCGAGCGGAAGCGGUCUUUCCCCUCACCCGCGCAACGACACCUUCUUUCCCCGAACCGCCAGUACUCGGCGCAGAAGAAGACGAGGACCACGCGCCCCUACCGCUAUCACCGGAAUUCACCCUCUCUGUCUCGCCCGAUGCCGACAUCAUCUCUCCCUCGCCACUGUCGCCUAUCGCAACCCGCUCGCGGAACCUCGAGUUCACGAAAGACGCCUCCGAGAUCCCACCUCUUCCCUCUCGUAUCCGCCGGAUCUUCUACCUCUCGACUCACGGCCUGGAGAUUCACCCCCGGCCAAACUCGACCUUCCUCCAAUCCCUCCGCGACGCCUCAAUCCUCGUCUAUGCACCUGGCUCGCUCUACACCUCCAUCGUCCCAUGUCUCGCACUCAAGCCAGUCGGAGAACUCGUUGCGCGGGGAAACAUCGCCAAAAAGGUCCUGUUGCUCAAUGCGACGGACGACCGCGAGACGCCUGACUACGAUGCCGUGGACUACGUGUGGGCGUUGGCAGAGACAUGUGGCAGGAGCUUUGCGGAAGGGCAGAGGCAGUGCGAGCCAAAGGACGUCGUUACGCAUCUGGUUUACCUGCGGAACGGCAAGGUCGAGGUCGACGAGGGUGUCUUGCGGUCCCUGGACAUCCAGCCUGUCGCGGUCGGACCGACUCAGGACGGCCUCUUCGACGACGAGGUGGUCAAGGAGGCUCUCGCGCGGAUCAUGGCGGCGUAG